CCAAGUGGAAGGGAAUUGAGUUUGUCUAGGUGGAGGAGCGUUACGCGACACAACUAUGUUUCUUCUCUACCUCCUCAUACCGGCAGCUCUGGCCACCGUCGAUUUCAACGCCACCGAAGUCUUCCACGACGACAUACCCGACAACCAGGACGGAGCACCGAGUGCACUGCCGAAGAAGCUUUUUUCCUUUUCGCCCCCGUUCGCACCGAUCGACAGCUCGAACGAAGCAUGCAGAAACGAGAGCUUAACAUACUUAACAAACCUGUACAGGUUCGACUUAAACGCCGUGAUGAUGUACGACGCGACGGCAAAGUUGCCAUCUGGCCUCCUCCGAGGUAACGUCAACCAGUUCGGCGACUUUGACCUAUGCUUAUCCGCGGAGGGUAAGUACUGCUUGACUUAUAUCGACCUCAAGUUGGCCGGGACGGACUUCCACGCCCUCACAGAAGCGCACACUCUCAUCCACUCUCAUCACGCCUUCCGAGGAACAGUCAAAGAUCCUGGUCAUAGAGUUCCCAGGUUCAGCAGCAUCCACUGGGCAGUUUGCGUGCCGAAGAGCUGCUCGACCACCGACGUCGAAGAUUCUAUGUCAAAAGUGGCCGACGACCUUUCUUCCGGUACAGGACUUAAAGCUUCGGUCAAAGUGUUCCCAGAGAUGUGUCAAGUCGCUUCUACUGAACAAGUGGCGACUUCUGCCUGGGUAGUCGGAACUUUAUUCCUGGUCAUAAUUGGCUUCUGCUUCUUAGCGACUGGAGCUGAUUUCUUCAAGCUAGAAGAGACAAGCAUAGGAAUGGAUUUGCUUAUAUGUUUUUCGCUCAAGAAAAACUGCAAGAAGCUUUUUUCAACAGAAGUCGCACCCGAUGAUAUCUCAAGCGUACACGGAAUCAGGUUUUUAAAUGCUAUAAUGCUCUACAUAUCUCACAAGUCGAUGGCGCUUUUUUACAACCCUUACAUGAACCGAACCAUAAUGGCUGAGGCGCUUGGAAAACCGUGGACGGUGGUCGCGAGGGCGGCGAGCCUUUAUACCGACCCGUUCAUCAUGAUGAGUGGCCUCCUCACGUCCCACUCCCUCGGAAAACAAUAUCAGAGGACUAAGAAAAUCGACGUCCCGAGAGAAUUCCUUUCGAGAUUUAUGAGGCUGCUGCCGACUCUGGGAGCUUUGAUCUUGUUCUGCACGUUCAUCCUUCCGUAUCUGGGAUCCGGCCCUCAAUGGCCGCUCGUCAUCGAACAUCACGCUACACUCUGCAAGCAGUACUGGUGGAGAAACAUGCUACUCAUCCAUAACUACUUCGGUUUCCAAAAUAUGUGCCUAACACAUACUCAUCACAUCGGAAUAGACACCCAACUUUUCUUGGUCUCUCCUCUUCUGAUCUACAUCGUGAACAAAUGGCCUAAGCAGGGCUUGCUGACCCUUCUGAUAAUUGGCGUACUUUCCACGUUGCUCAGGCUCUAUGCUGUUUAUUACAGGCAGCUAAAUUUAUACGUUUACUUCGGAAACUCGAUAUCCCAAAUGUUCGACACAGCAGAUUACUCUUACAUUUUGCCUACGCAUCGAGCGACGGUUUACGUGAUGGGAAUCGCACUUGGCUAUGUACUCAGGCAAUGGGGAAGAGACGUUAAAUUGAAAAAUAGCCAGCUGGCAUUGGGAUGGAUGCUGGCUAUUUGCAGCUUGUACCAGUGCGUCGUGCAACCGUCGAAAAUGGGCGAUAGGUUUUACGUCUACGACACCACGGACGCUGUGAUGUACGCGGGGUUCGCGCCGAUCACCUGGUGCCUCGUUUUCUCCUGGGUCAUUUUUACAACUCACACGGGAAACGGAGUGAGCUUUAUAACUGAAUUGAGCACAUGGAAAGGUUGGCAGAUCACGACCAGACUAUCCUAUACCUUUUAUCUGACGCAGUUCCCCGUCUUCUUCUAUAACGUCGGCAGGGUGAGGAGCACAGACUACUACUCCAUACAACUGCUGUUCGACAUCAAAGAGACGGCGUGCGUCGUCCUCGCGUCCAUCGCCCUGACUCUAUUCAUAGAGAUGCCCUUCCAGAACAUUAGGUCUGUUAUUUUGAAAAAGCCGCCCGCCCAACUCAAAAAUAUCGAAAAAAAGAUCGAAUGAUAUUCCUUCGAGACUGCAC
Cimex lectularius (bed bug) is the source of this 2129-nucleotide messenger RNA. It is a transcript of the gene drd, whose product is annotated as O-acyltransferase like protein. NCBI's taxonomy places the organism in Eukaryota, Metazoa, Arthropoda, Insecta, Hemiptera, Cimicidae. Gene Ontology annotation, molecular function: acyltransferase activity, transferring groups other than amino-acyl groups. The transcript is spliced from 13 exons. Bases 56 to 2110 code for a protein of 684 amino acids. The record is from RefSeq and is a predicted model, not a curated record.